ACUGAGACAGCAAUGUAACGGAGAGUGACGGACUCCUCCCAUCACCAUGAGCAUGCUGGAACCCUUCGUCCUCCUUUCCGCACUUCUACGCUUCAGCCCCUCAUAGAAGUUAAGAAUCCUAAACGAAAUAGAGGGAUCGCCAAUCGUAGCUUCUGGGCUUUCCCUGCGGCGAUUUCUUCGGAGUUCUUUCAGCUGGAGAUGGCCAGGCUAGAUCCGAAACCCUUGGUUGGUUAAUGGUGUUUAUUGAUGUAUCGGUCUGCGAUUUUGGCUCUUCGAGGCCGGACCUUUCUUGAUCAACUAGUGACUUCCAUAGGAUUUUCAGUAUUCGUCUAAUAGAAUUUUGGAGGUAUUGUGCGUUAUCUGUUUCAAGAUGGGAGCAAAUUGUUGUGUAGCUGCAAGGGGCAAACCGUUGCCUACUAGGAAUGUUCAUGAGGUGUCUACUUACAGGAACAGUAGAUACUCCCCUUCUUGGAGCUUUCGGUGGGACAACAGAACUCACAUUGAGGACAUUGUGGAAAACAUGGUGUAUUUUUCUCAUCAUAACAGUGGAAAUGCUACCUCUGAAGUUAAGAGUGCAGCAGAUACAGAAACUGAUGGCCUUUCUGAUAGUGAAAGUCCACCUAAAGCUUUUUCAUCUUCCCAAUGGAGAAAGCCCUGUGUAAGUGAAGGCUCUAAUAACUUCAAAUUCAUUGCUUCAGAUGAAACCACACCAGGCAAUUUAUCUCCAGAGGGAAAGGACCCUAUCAAAUCAUCUGGUUUUCCAACUGCUUCUUACAAUAAUUCCUCAGCUGCUAUUCCUUCUUCAUCUCCUCUAGCAAUCAAGGUGGAUGAUCCUUCCUCCUCGAUGAGCCGCUUUAUUCCAUCUGAUCCAACUUCUUCGAGAAAGGCCCGCCGUUCUCCUGGUUAUCAACUCUGUAGACAAAUCUCCUAUAGCAGGAUUCCAUCUCUCAAGUCCCUUAAUGAAGGUAGUUCUCCUGAAGUAGGCAGGCACUCCUUUGUUCUUAGCAAUGAACUUUCUGCAGGAGAAUCUCAUGGCGGUUCUUCUGAUGGAUGGUCCAUGCGCACAUUUUCAGAACUUGUUGCCUCUUCCCAGAGAGAUAGGUGGUCAUUUGAAAGUGAAAACCUCACCUCUUUCACUAACAAGAUAUUUAGUCCCAGUUUCCUGCCAAAAUCUGCUUGCUCUUCAGAUCUGCAAACUUGUUUUAUAUGCUCAAAGAUAUUGAAGGAGAAAUCUCCAUGGAGCACCCAUAAGAUAGUCUCAACAAAUGAUCUUCCUAUUGUCUCAGUUCUAGUCUGUAGCCAUGUUUACCAUGCUGAGUGCUUGGAGAGCUCCACAUCUGAGAUUGAGAUGUAUGAUCCGCCUUGCCCGGUGUGUGCAAAUAACGGUGAAAGGCCCGAGCUGAAACAAUUUGGGAAAUUUGAGCAGAAGGGAAGGAAUAAAAUCUCACGAAUCGCUGUUGCUGAUGCAGAUCCUGAUGCUCCCAGACAUUCUAUUUCUAUGGGCAGGAGAAGUGGUAAGAGACCCAUCAUGGGAGCCAGUUCCAGUGGAAAGGGCUCCUCUAGUAAGCAAUUUCUGAAGAGGCACUUCUCCAUUGGGUCAAGGCCUGUACGUUCGGCAUCCGAAAGUGAGACAACUAGGAAGAAAGGAUUCUGGGCAAGAUACCAAAGAGACUGAGUGUGUUCAACAUCAGCUCUGGUUUCUUAUAGCUUGUUGGUUUAGCUGAAUGUGAUCAAUAUCUGUUACUGAAGUUCUUAAGAAUUAUAGAAUCUUCCACACCACACCUUUUGGGAUGAUGCCAUAGCCUAGUUGUUAGUUAAAUUCAUAAGAUUUGUUUGAACUUAUUCUAUGUAAAGUGCUUGUUAGUAUGAGAAGUGAUUUAGGUCAUAUUAGAAUUGACCUGUUUUUGGUGAUUCAUUGAAGAACUGUUUGCAUACUAAAUGAAUUAGGGAAAAAGAGAUGAGAAACUCUUAACUGCAAUUAAGUUGAUAGACAGGAACAAUUAAAUGUGGUUGAAAAUCUCUUGACACAAACAUGGGCUAGAUUUAUGACAGCUCUUGACUGCAAUUC
Molecule: messenger RNA, 2068 nt
Organism: Phalaenopsis equestris
Lineage: Eukaryota; Viridiplantae; Streptophyta; Magnoliopsida; Asparagales; Orchidaceae
Exons: 4
Coding region: 371-1675 (434 amino acids)
Source: RefSeq, a predicted model, not a curated record